Messenger RNA from Vanessa atalanta (red admiral), 558 nucleotides. RefSeq names its product cubilin-like. The record is from RefSeq and is a predicted model, not a curated record. Bases 33 to 398 code for a protein of 121 amino acids. NCBI's taxonomy places the organism in Eukaryota, Metazoa, Arthropoda, Insecta, Lepidoptera, Nymphalidae. The transcript is spliced from 4 exons.
CAGUCGAAGCUUGUUCUCUAAUAAAACUGACAAUGCUCACACGCACCGCACUCCUCGUCAUCGCCAUCGCGGCCGGUUUCAUGUUCGUUCUUGCUUGUGAGCCGGAAGAGACUCAAUAUGGGUGCAAGAUUAUGAGCUCUUGCACUUGCGGUUACGGGUGCAAAACUGAAUUCAUCUUUCGCUCUAGAAGAGAAUGUCUGGACGCUUUGAGAGAGAGGAGUGCAAAUCCAUGCUCGCGAAUACCGUGCAUGAGGGGAAUUUGUACUCAAACUGUUCAACAACCAGGGUACGCUUGCAAAUGUGAGGGUACAGGCUUUUUUGGACAGCGAUGUGAGAAAGCAUGCCCCACCGUUGCUGUUCGAGGAUUGGUCUUUCCACAUGAAUGCGUUGUUAUCUGAUGCAGCUAUUUCUCUAUAUUUCUUUUCUAUUUAUUUAGCAAAAUGUAGCUAUACUGUUAAAAUAUUACUAACGUAUAAUAUAAUUUUUUAUCUUAAAUUAUAUUCACACGAUGUACCGAAUAUGUUUCUAUAGUUCAGUUUUAUUUUCGUAUGUUAUUUU